Messenger RNA from Uranotaenia lowii, 744 nucleotides. RefSeq names its product titin-like. Lineage: Eukaryota; Metazoa; Arthropoda; Insecta; Diptera; Culicidae. The transcript is spliced from 2 exons. The record is from RefSeq and is a predicted model, not a curated record. The coding region runs from base 59 to 682 and encodes 207 amino acids.
UGAUAAAUCAUCAUUCAGCAGUUAUUUCUCGUACCAGUAGCAUCAAGAAAAGGCAAACAUGAAGGUGUUUAUCGUACUCUCUAUGGCUUUGGCCAUCGCUAGCUGUGCGGCAAUCGACAACAGCCAGAAGGAAAAACGAGGCCUCUGGGAGGAAAGCUACGAAAAUCACGAACCACGUCACUAUCAUCAUUAUGAAGACGACAACAGUCAGCAACAUCACUUCUCAACCCACCAGUUCAAGGAAUACGAACAUGAAAACCAGAACCAGUACUAUCAACAUCAGGAUCUGAGCAACGAGUGGGAAGCCAAGAAGGAAAUCAAGCACAUCAUCACCAAGAAAAUCCCAGUGCCAUAUCCAGUUGAGGUUGAGAAGCACGUUCCAGUCGAAGUGAAGGUCCCAUACCCAGUAGAAACUGAGAAGAAGGUCCCAGUUGUCGUCGAAAAGAAGGUUCCAGUCUACGUCGAGAAGAAGUACCCAGUCCAUGUAGAUCGUCCAGUUCCUUAUCCAGUGAAGGUCGAGGUCCCAGUCUACGAGAAGGAGUACGUUGAGGUCCCAAAGCCAUACACAGUUCAUGUUGAGAAGCCUUAUCCAGUGUACGUGAGCAAGCAGGUCUAUGUAGAGAAGCCAAAGCCAGUGACCGUCUACUUUAAGCAGCACGAGAAGAACUCUUUCUGGAAUUAAGAGAUGCUGGUGUAAGAAGUUAGGCUGAAUGUGUCCGGAGUUUUGUAGAUGAAUGAUGAUUU